This is a messenger RNA of Lobosporangium transversale, 1437 nucleotides long. RefSeq lists its product as hypothetical. Gene Ontology annotation, cellular component: SCF ubiquitin ligase complex. Bases 1 to 1437 code for a protein of 478 amino acids. The record is from RefSeq and is a predicted model, not a curated record. Lineage: Eukaryota; Fungi; Mortierellomycota; Mortierellomycetes; Mortierellales; Mortierellaceae. Gene Ontology annotation, biological process: SCF-dependent proteasomal ubiquitin-dependent protein catabolic process. The transcript has a single exon.
AUGCCAGAGGUAACAAGCCCUUUCGAGUUACCAGAGCUUCGCCGUUCCAUCAAUAAAUACUUGCGUCGCAUAGAUCUUGCCUGUUGCAUUCUUGUGUGUAAGAAAUGGCAUACAUUCUUUUUCCCUUCUCUUUGGCAUGGCUUUGAGGAUUCUGAUUACAACAGGAAGAUGCUCCCUCCUCUUGCACAAAUAAUUAAAUAUGGACAUCUUAUCAAGAAGUUCAGCAGCAGCAAAAAGAGGCAAGCCUAUCUCGUAUUAUUUUCGCCUAAUCUGACCUAUAUGAACCUCAACUCCACAAAAGACCUCGGCCCUCAUACCCUCGCCCUCAAACAACAACUCUCCACUCUCGACCUAUAUGAUGUCAAGUUUGCGGAUGAGUGUUCAUUUUGGAGGACUGCAGAGGUAGGAUUGCCACAACUCAAGUCUUUAUCAGUGUGUAAACUGGACUUUAGUAUUCUAUCAAUCGGCUGCUUUUGGAACAUCUGCCCGCGUUUAGAAAAGCUCAAAAUCUCUUUGACACAUUUACCGCAAGGCCCACCAUCGUCAUUGCUGUUUACCCCGCUUCGGAAGUUGGAAAUAACAGUCGUCAAUGGCAUAUCGCUGCAAGAUAUCGAUAACUGGAUCGCUCGCUGUCCCAAUUUGCAGACUUUGGCUUAUUCGUCCCAUGCGGGCUCGCUUCCUUUGAGGAUGUUGUCAUCUCUUACUGUGACGGAGCUCUGGCCUCGUUUAGAAAGAUUAGAAUUAUCAUACUGCAACAUUUCUGAUAGGGCGUUGGCGGCUGUUCUAAGUGGGAUGCGACAAAUCAAGGAGCUUUGGACUAUGCGCUCAGACUUUGGUCCGCUAUCAUAUGCAGCUUUACGGCCCCACUUCUCACAUCUUGAGAAGCUUUUGCUCCCGUCUCCGGAUACUUAUGAGGAAGCAAAGGAGCACAGAGUGGUAACAUGGGAGAUGACCCAUGAAAUUUUAAUAUCUUGCCCGAAGCUAGUAACGCUACAUGGUGCUUAUGCACCUGUGAAUGACGUCUUGAAAUGUCAAUCGACGCCUUGGGCUUGUAGUGGGACUUUGCAGAGUUUCGGCAUCGAAUUUGAGUUUCCUAUCAAGUGCAAUCCAUCUACGCAUAGAUUUAUCUUUGCGCUGCUAUCGCAGCUAAAGCGUCUGGUCACGCUUUUUUUACAUGUCCCUUCCAACUCCCCAUACCCAUCUCUUGACAUCCGCGUGAUUAGUGGCCUGGAUAAACUUGAGCCACUCAAGUGUAUGAUGCAUAUUUAUCUAACAGAGAGAGUUAAUCAGACUAUGGAGAUGGAAGAUUUGCAGUGGAUGAUAGACCAUUGGCCAAAGUUCAUCGAUGUCAUGGGCCCAAUGAACAGCGAUCAAGCGAAGAAUGGUGCCUUGUUAAACAAGAAAUAUGAGAAUAUGAGGACAUUCAAUGGAAGCUAA